Molecule: messenger RNA, 1696 nt
Organism: Dunckerocampus dactyliophorus (ringed pipefish)
Lineage: Eukaryota; Metazoa; Chordata; Actinopteri; Syngnathiformes; Syngnathidae
Gene: tmem259
Product: transmembrane protein 259
Exons: 10
Coding region: 449-1696 (415 amino acids)
Biological process (GO): response to endoplasmic reticulum stress; positive regulation of ERAD pathway
Cellular component (GO): endoplasmic reticulum
Source: RefSeq, a predicted model, not a curated record
UUCGUACUUCCGGUUCAUACCAGUAGCACCCGUCAGUUCGCUUGAUGGACUUUGUCGUAAAGAAUCCAACGUUGUGCAUCGGAUGAAAUUCAAAUAUCUUUAAAAAAGUAACCGCGGCUACUUGCUAGCUUUGCUUUGAAGCCGACUUUAGCAGCGAACUUCUUUAUUUUGCUGCGUGUGGCUAACGGGUACAGCUAAUGGUGCUAACUAACUAGCUAGCUCUGUUUUUAUUCGCAAUCUCUGUUUUCGUCUUUUGUUGAAAAAACGAGAAGACCUCGUCAACAUGGACACAAAGCUGUGGUGUCAAUAACAGAUGAUCAGGCGACCCCAAGCGUCGAGGUCUUCAUCUGCAAGAGCAAGCGCACACGAGCGAUGCCAGCCAUGCUAACCUAGAAACUACUUGCUGCAGUGACCUCUCAGCUCAGUUGGCAGCCUUUAUCUAAAGACCAUGUCUGAGAACCAGGCCAACAACAACAACAUCCCGCUCAACAACAAUAACAUGGGGCCCAACAGGAUCCGGAACCCCAACAUCAACCAGAACCCGCUCAUCAACGUCAGAGACCGCCUCUUCCAUGCACUUUUCUUUAAGAUGGCUGUCACGUACGCCCGCCUCUUUCCGCCAUCAUUCAGGCGGGUGUUUGAGUUCUUCGUCCUUCUCAAGGCGCUCUUUGUCCUCUUCAUCCUUGCCUACAUUCACAUCGCCUUCUCUCGCUCACCUAUCAACUGUCUGGAGGGGGUGAGGGAGCGUUGGCCUCGUGACGGCAUCCUACGUGUGGAGAUCCAGAGGAACUCCAGCCGGGCCUCCGUCUUCCUGCAGUAUUACGACUCGGAGGAGGAUGGGGGCACGGGCGGAGGGAGAGGAGGCAUUGCUGGGCUCAGUCUGGCAGCUCUGCAAGAGGAAGAGGAGGAGGAGGAAGAGGAGGAGAUGAUGGAGAUAUUUGACAACAGCUCAGUGCAGUUUGAACUGGACAUGGAGCCUCGCCUGAAGCCGUCUCUAACAAGGCGAGUUGGAGCAGGCGAGGAAGGAGUGGCGGGAGGUGCAAACAACAGCCAGGACGUCUCCUUCAGCCAAGGCACGAAAGUGUGGCCGCAGGAGGAGUACAUGGUGGAAUAUUCUCUGGAGUACGGCUUCCUGCGUCUGUCUCAGAGCACACGACAGAGACUCAACAUCCCUGUCAUGGUUGUCACGCUGGAUCCGAUGAAGGACGAGUGUUUUGGCGAUGGCUUCAGUCGCUUCCUGUUGGAUGAGUUUUUAGGAUAUGAUGACAUUCUGAUGUCCAGUGUGAAGGCGCUUGCUGAGAACGAAGAGAACAAAGGUUUCCUCAGGAACGUGGUGUCUGGAGAACAUUACCGCUUCGUUAGCAUGUGGAUGGCCAGAACCUCCUACCUGGCUGCCUUUGUCAUUAUGGUCAUCUUUACCCUGUCGGUGUCCAUGCUGCUCAGGUACUCUCAUCACCAGAUCUUUGUCUUCAUCGUGGACCUCUUGCAAAUGUUGGAGAUGAACAUGACUAUCGCCUUCCCAGCAGCCCCACUACUCACAGUUAUCCUUGCCCUCGUCGGUAUGGAGGCCAUCAUGUCGGAGUUCUUCAAUGAUACGACGACGGCCUUCUACAUCAUCCUUAUUGUGUGGUUGGCGGAUCAAUACGACGCCAUCUGUUGCCACACCAACACCAGCAAACGGCACUGGCUGAGGUGA